Messenger RNA from Saccostrea echinata, 3978 nucleotides. Its product is annotated as eukaryotic translation initiation factor 3 subunit A-like. Gene Ontology annotation, biological process: formation of cytoplasmic translation initiation complex; translation reinitiation. NCBI's taxonomy places the organism in Eukaryota, Metazoa, Mollusca, Bivalvia, Ostreida, Ostreidae. Bases 122 to 3895 code for a protein of 1257 amino acids. Gene Ontology annotation, cellular component: eukaryotic translation initiation factor 3 complex, eIF3m; multi-eIF complex; eukaryotic translation initiation factor 3 complex, eIF3e. The record is from RefSeq and is a predicted model, not a curated record. Gene Ontology annotation, molecular function: translation initiation factor activity; mRNA binding. The transcript has 22 exons.
CGAGUGGUUGGAGCCAUAUUGGUUUUGCAGGGACCAAAUCUAUGAUCUAAGAAGAAAGUGAUAACCUUGGCUCAAAAUUCACGUUUUUACCAGGAAGUUCCACAUGUCUUAUUAAGACACUAUGCCAACUUACUUUCAAAGACCGGAAAACGCCCUUAAGCGGGCAAAUGAAUUCAUUGAUGUUGGGAAGAAACAGCGGGCUCUAGAUGCUUUGUAUGACGUAAUUAAAAGCAAGAAACAUCGAACAUGGCAGAAGAUUCACGAGCCCAUCAUGGAGAAGUACCUCCAGCUGUGUGUCGAAUUGAGGAAAAGCCACAUAGCCAAGGAGGGGCUGUACCAAUACAAGAACAUCUGUCAGCAGGUAAAUAUAAAGUCUCUAGAGGAUGUUGUCAGGAAGUACAUCAGUCUCGCCGAGUCCAAAACCGAUGCAGCCAGGGCGGAAUCCCAUCAAGCAGUGGUCGACAUCGAUGACCUUGACAAUCCAGACACUCCAGAAAGCCUGCUAUUGAAGGCAGUGAGUGGAGAGGACACUCAGGACAGAACUGACCGUGCCAUUCUGACCCCAUGGGUCAAAUUCCUGUGGGAAUCGUACAGACAAUGCCUGGAUCUGCUUCGUAAUAAUUCCCGCGUAGAGCGGCUGUACCAAGAUAUCGCACAGCAAGCUUUCAAGUUUUGCUUGAAGUACAACAGGAAAACUGAGUUCAGAAAGCUAUGUGAUAAUCUGAGAACUCAUUUGGGCCACAUCCACAAACACCAGCACCAGGCAACUGCCAUUAACCUGAACAACCCGGACUCCCAGGCCAUGCACCUGGAAACUCGUCUGGAACAACUGGACAGUGCCAUCAAGAUGGAGCUGUGGCAGGAGGCUUUCAAAGCAGUGGAGGACAUUCAUGGACUAAUCCAGCUGUCUAAGAAAUCCCCCAAGCCGUCCCUGAUGGCUAACUACUACCAGAAGCUGGGUAUGGUGUUCUGGAAGUCUGGCAGUGGUCUGUUCCAUGCCAGUACACUCCACAGAUUGUACAUCUUGUCCAGGGAACAGAGGAAAAAUCUAUCUGCUGACGAGUUACAAAAAAUGGCCUCCAAAGUUUUGUGUGCCACCCUAGCUGUACCGAUUCCGGCCUCAAGGAACACAAUUGAUCAGCUGUUAGAAACAGACGAGGCGACCAUGGAAAAGAAAAGGAGACUGGCCACCCUUCUGAUGCUGAAUACAGCUCCCACCAGACAAUCUAUGAUCAAGGACCUGGUGAAGUACAGUAUUAUCCAGUAUGUCCACCCGGAGUUACAGAACCUGUAUAAAUACCUGGAGGUAGAGUUCCAUCCCCUGAGACUUCAUGAUCGAGUGAAAUCUUCCAUUGAGUUUAUCAGUGAAAAUGAGGAGCUGAGUCAGUAUAUCCCAGCCCUGGAGGAAAUUAUCAUCACCAGGGUCUUAAAACAGGUCUCCCAGGUGUAUCAGACCAUUGCCUUUUCCCGACUGGCAGACCUAAUUCCAUUCGCCUCCAAGUUCCGCCUGGAGAGAGUUAUUGUGGAUGCAGCCAAGACUCUAGAAUUACAGGUAAGAAUAGACCACAGAAGCAAGUCGCUGAGUUUUGGUACUGAUUUAAUGGUGGCACAGAAAGAGGAUGUCCCAGAGGGGCCCUAUAUACAGAGCAUGCCCAGCGAGGGCAUCCGUAAUCAGCUGAUCUCCAUGGCUAGAGCUCUCCACCGAGCAGUGGAUAGAAUCGAACCUAAAGAUAGAAAGGUACAAAGACACGAGCUUCAAGUACAGAUUGCAAACAGCUACAGGAUGACAGCUAAAAAGGAACAUCAGAGGAUCCUACAGAGGAGACAGAUUAUUGAGGAUCGAAAGGAGCAGCUGGAACACCUCAAUGAUCAGAGGGAGCGGGAAGAACAAGAGCAGAUAGAGGAGCAGAGAAAGAAGGCGUAUGAUGCCGAGAUGGCUCGUCUAGAACGGGAAGCCAAGGAGAGAGAGAGACUUAGAAAGAUUGAGGAACACAAAGAAAUCCAGAAAAAACACGCAAUGGAGAGGAUCGAACAGCUCAAAAAGACCGACAUAGGGGCCAAGGUCCUACAGAAUCUGGACGAAGAGGACUUUGCCACUUUAGAUGUAGAGGACAUAAUGGCUAAACAAGUGGAACAGUUAGAGAAAGAGAAGAAAGAACUGAUGGACCGACUUAAAAACCAGGAGAAAAAGAUUGACCAUUUUGCACGAGCAAAGCGAUUAGAAGAAAUCCCCCUUUUGAAAGAACAGUAUGAUAAGGAGAAAAAGUUGGCCCGUGAAUUCUUUGAACAGCAGGAAGCAGAAAAGAUUGAACAGCUGAAGAAGGAUCGCCAGAUGGCAUUAGCCAGUCGUGAUCGUCUCCACAGGAUGAAGUCAGAAAAAGAGGAAUUCCUGAAUCUACUGAGAGGGCAGAGGAAGGAGAUCUUCAAGAAAAAGUUGGUUGAAUUUGAGACGAAGGUAGCCGAGGAGAGGAAGAAGAGGCUGUAUGAGAGGAAGGAGAAGCGAAGGGAGGAGAGGAGACAGAGGUGGUUACAGGAGAAGGCAGAGGAAGAACAGAGGAGGAGGGAUGAACAGCUCAAACGAGAACGAGAGGAGAAGGAGAGAGAAGAAAGAGAAAAGUUGGAGGCAGAAAAGAAGGAAUAUGAAGAGAGAUUGGCUAAACUGGAGGAACAGGCAGAAAAACAGAGAAGGAGGGAGAGAGAGAUAGAGGAGAAAGAAGCCAAACGAAGGAUGGAGAUGGAGAGAUCAGGAGAUGAUCAAAGAGAUGAUCGUACCAGAACCCCUGGACGUCCUGGAGAGAAGCCGAGUUGGCGAGAUCGUGAACGCGAGAAAGAGGAGGAUAGCCGAGCUUGGCGACCAUCUCGGGAACCAGGAGCUUCAAGCUGGAGAGAAAGGGAGAAACAGAGAAUUGAUGCCUGGAAGAAAGAGCCUAGUCCCACCAAAAGAUAUGAUGAGGAAGAGGAGCCUAAAGGAGAUAGAUGGAGGGCAGGACCCAGGGAUGACAGACCACCACCCAGGGGAUCCUCACCCCCCAGGGACAGCUGGAGAGGUGGCAGGGGUGAUGAUAGAGGUCCUUCAAGGGAUGGUGGUGAUCGUGGUGGAUUUGGAGAUCGCAGAAGAGAUGAUCGUGAUUUUGGUAGAAGGGAUGAUAGAGAUUUUGGACGAAGAGAUGAUAGAGAUUUUGGAAGAAGGGAGGAUAGAGAUUUUGGCAGAAGAGAUGAUAGAGAUUUUGGAAGAAGAGAUGAUAGAGACUUUGGUAGAAGAGAUGAUAGAGAUUUUGGUAGAAGAGAUGACAGGGACAGAGAUUUUGGAAGGAGAGAUGAUAGAGACAAAGAUUUUGGCCGUAGAGAUGACCGUGACUUUGGCCGUAGAGAUGAUCGUGACUUUGGUGAUCGUCGUAGAGAAGAUUUUGAUCGCCGUCCACCUGCUAGAGAUGACAGAGAUCGAGACUUUGGUGACAGGAGAGCUCCACCUAGAGAGGAUCGCUGGAGAUCAGACAGGGAUCGAGAGGGAUUUUCAGACAGAGCUCCACCAAGGGAUGAUUGGGGAAGAGGAGGAGGACGUGAUGAUAGAUUUGGAGAUGACCGCCGAGGAGGUGAAUCGUGGAGGGACAGGCGUAAGGAUGAGGGAGAGGAGAGAGGAGGGGGAGCAUGGAGAGGGGGUGGAAGAAGUGGAGGAGAAGGCUGGAGGGACAGAGCCGGGGAUAAAGACAGGGACGGCUGGAGGGGACGAGAGGACAGGGGGCCGGCCAGAGAUGACAGACGAGAGGACUCUAGAAGAGGUGACACCCCAUCAGGUCGUGAAGGAGGAAAAAGCUGGAGAGAUAAACAGUCCGACAGUGGAGCCAAAAGAGGGCCUGGAGAUGAAGAUGACGGAUGGACCACUGUUCGCUACUGAGGAGGGAGUAAAACUUGUUACUGGAACAGCUGGAGUUAUUAUGUUGUCAUGGAAACUUGUGAUGGAAGACUAUAAUUUAAAGA